Molecule: messenger RNA, 1198 nt
Organism: Limulus polyphemus (Atlantic horseshoe crab)
Lineage: Eukaryota; Metazoa; Arthropoda; Merostomata; Xiphosura; Limulidae
Product: gastrula zinc finger protein XlCGF49.1-like
Exons: 1
Biological process (GO): central nervous system development; regulation of transcription by RNA polymerase II
Cellular component (GO): nucleus
Molecular function (GO): DNA-binding transcription factor activity, RNA polymerase II-specific; RNA polymerase II cis-regulatory region sequence-specific DNA binding
Source: RefSeq, a predicted model, not a curated record
AAGUGCAUCAAAGAAGACAUACUGAGGAGAAGCCCGUACAGUUGUAUAGUGUGUGGAAAAAAAAUUCGAAGUAACUGUUACUUAAAAAUACAUAAGAGAAUACACACCGAAGAGAAACCUUACACUUGUGCAGUUUGUGGAAAACAGUGUUGGACAAACAAUGAAUUAAAAAUACAUCAGAGAAUACAUACUGGGGAGAAACCUUACCCUUGUGCAGUUUGUGGAAAACAAUUUGUAAGUAACUGUAACUUAAAAAAACAUCAGAGAACACAUACAGGAGAGAAACCAUACAGUUGUGAAGUUUGUGGAAAACAAUUUGGAAGUAACUCCUCUUUAAAAAUACAUAAAAAAAGACAUACUGGGGAUAAACCAUACAGUUGUAUAGUGUGUGGAAAACAGUUUGUAGUAAACAGUGAUUUAAAAGUGCAUCAGAGAAUUCAUACUGGGGAGAAACCUUACAGUUGUACAGUGUGUGGAAAACAGUUUGUGACUAGUAAAUACUUUAAAAUUCAUCAAAGAAUACAUACUGGGGAGAAUUGUACUGUUGUAAAAAUUGUGGAAAAGACUUUGGAACAAAUACUGAAUUAAAAGUGUGUCAGGGAAGACAACACUGGGGAGAAACCUUACAGGUGUAUAGUGUGUGGAAAACAGUUUAUAGUAAACUGAUUUAAAAGUGUGUGAAAGAAUACACACUGUGGAGAAACUGUACAGUUGUGUAGCUUGUGAUAAACACUUUGAUACAAGUAAGUCAUUUAAAAUCUUUCCAAGAAUACAUAUGGUGAAGAAACCGUACAGUUGUGUAGCUUCUGAUAAACAGUUUCAAACAAAUAUUAAAUUAUAAAUAUGUCAAAGAACACACACUGGUGAGAGACUUCCCUAUUAUAGAGUUUGCAUAAAACAGUUGACAAGUAAAAGUUUCAUUUAGUGUGGAAAACACUUUAGGACAAAUAAUGAAUUUAAAUGAAAUUGGAGGUUACAGACUUUUAUAUAACCUUACCGUUAUGGAGUUUAUGGCAAACAGUUUGGAGGUAGCUCUCUCCGGCUUGAUCCAUUGGACCAAACCCCAAAAUGUUGAAACUAAAUAUGUGAGAACUCUGAAUUCACUAAGUGUAUCUUCACAUAAUUUAACAAAAUUUAAGUAGACAUUACAAAUCUUGUACACAAAAGUCAGAUUUUUUAAUAAAGUCUUUUUACUAAA